UCACUUCAUAGAGCAGCAGCAGCCAGACAGCGUUACUGUGGACCUAAACCUUUAGACUUACAGUUUAAUACAGGUUUUAUCUGAUUAACCAGAGAAGCCCGUUCGUCUGACCGGCCCUGUGUCUGGGUCAACUAACCAAAGAUGGACUACCUAAGGAAAGUAGUUGUUUUGUUCUUAAUGCUCCAGUAUUUUGGUUGGAAUACGUUGGCAGGUAAGAUAUCUGGAGCAGAAGUCAUCAACUUUGGCCACAGGCCACCCACCUGGGCACCAUUAAUGCAGAUGAGUGCAAAUCUGUCUGAUAUUACAAGCAUCAGGUCCUUCUUUGAUUUUCGGACACUUGAUCCAGAGGGCAUCAUAUUCUACGGAGACACCAAGGAGGGAAAGGACUGGUUUGUGCUUCUGUUACGUGAUGGGAUUCCUGAAAUGCAGAUAGGGAAAGCAAAUACACUGGUCAGCGUGCAAGGGGGACCGAAGCUCAAUGAUGGAGUCUGGUACAAUCUGGAGUUACGCAGUGAAGGCACAUUUGUGGUUCUGGAAGUGAACAAAAGGCCGGCGCUGGUGGUGGGUGUGGAAUCGGAUCAGACAGAGGCUGUGCUGACAGGAAAAAUACGACUUGCUCUCGGAGGGAUGCUGGUGGACAAGAAGAAGCUUUUGCAUCAAUUCAAACCAGAGCUGGAUGCUUGUAUAAGGACAGGGAACUGGCUAAACCUCAGCACUCCAUGGGACACAGAUCCAGACUGGGAGUCUCGGCCUUGUUUUCCUGAGAUCAAGAAAGGAAGCUACUUCCCCGGGACAGGAAUAGCUGUGUUUAAUACAACUGAUCUUCCUGGAGCAGAGACAGAAGAGAAGGGAAUUACAAUUGAGGUCAAUGGAUCAUGGCAAGGGACAUUACUGAGUCUUCAAAGCCCUGGUUUUGAGUUUAUUCUGUCAGAGAAAAAAAACAAGGAUCUUACCAUGGAGCUAAAAGAAGGAUCUGAAUCUGGCAACACUGCUCUCUCUUUUGAAAUCACCAAGCUAACACUGACCAUACUGGAGCAUUCUCUAUUGCUUGAUGGUAAAUCAGUGCUCAAAGAUGAAACUAUUGACUUCCUCUCUACGUGGAGAGAGGGGAUGCUCUUAGCGUUUGGUGGCGUGCCAGGUGAGGUCAAGGAAUCAGAGAGUUCAAAUCACCUCCAAGGCUGCCUGGAGAAGAUUCUCAUUCAGGGACAGGACAUCGAUCUUGAUCAGGCCUCCUUCAAACACUCAUCUAUUUCAUCUCAUAGCUGUCCUGCAAAAGCAUUGAAUGAACUCACUUAAAGCUUGUACACAAUCUUUGUUACAACAAGCUCAAAUCUUUAAUUUGCAUCAAUGACCAUUAAAGUAUCACCUGUUUAACUAUUUUAA
This is a messenger RNA of Astyanax mexicanus (Mexican tetra), 1383 nucleotides long. It is a transcript of the gene shbg, whose product is annotated as sex hormone-binding globulin. The record is from RefSeq and is a predicted model, not a curated record. NCBI's taxonomy places the organism in Eukaryota, Metazoa, Chordata, Actinopteri, Characiformes, Acestrorhamphidae. Gene Ontology annotation, molecular function: steroid binding. The coding region runs from base 142 to 1296 and encodes 384 amino acids. The transcript is spliced from 8 exons.